AUGUGCACUUUAUGUAGAUUUUCAAAAUCACACUGGCACAUUUACAACAACCAAACCCAAGGUAAACACACACCUCGACCCAUCCCCACAGCCAUGAGUAGGGCUAGCAAAGUGACUUUGGCUUUUUCAUGUGUUCUCACGGCUAUCACAGUUGUUGGUGUUCAUUAUGUGCAAGAGCUGGAAAGAGAUACGCUACACCAAGGUCCCAUAAAGGACGCCAAGAGAAUUGCUGAUAGAAAAGCCAAUCUCGACCCAGAGAAGGAGCGCAAAAAACUGUUCAAUAAAAGUGAACAUGAACUCCAACAAGAACUUCGCAAGAAGUAUGAAUCUGUUCAACCCUUAUCGGGUGAGGUUUUGACCAAGAACGGUGAAAAAGUAGAGUGA
Molecule: messenger RNA, 384 nt
Organism: Lachancea nothofagi CBS 11611
Lineage: Eukaryota; Fungi; Ascomycota; Saccharomycetes; Saccharomycetales; Saccharomycetaceae
Source: the annotation of a GenBank genome assembly